Chanos chanos (milkfish) is the source of this 2127-nucleotide messenger RNA. Its product is annotated as cadherin-7. Lineage: Eukaryota; Metazoa; Chordata; Actinopteri; Gonorynchiformes; Chanidae. Gene Ontology annotation, molecular function: beta-catenin binding; cadherin binding; calcium ion binding. Gene Ontology annotation, cellular component: catenin complex; plasma membrane; adherens junction. The record is from RefSeq and is a predicted model, not a curated record. The transcript has 10 exons. Gene Ontology annotation, biological process: cell morphogenesis; homophilic cell-cell adhesion; cell migration. Bases 352 to 2127 code for a protein of 591 amino acids.
AAUUGGGUGUGGAACCAGUUCUUUGUGCUGGAGGAGUACACAGGCAAUGACCCCCUUUACGUGGGCAAGCUGCACUCAGAUGUGGAUAAGGGAGAUGGAAACGUGAAGUAUGUUCUGACGGGAGAGGGAGCCUCCUCCAUUUUCACCAUCGAUGAAAGUACCGGUGACAUCCACGCUACCAAACGCCUGGACCGAGAGGAGCAGGGCUACUACACGCUCAGGGCCCAGGCUGUGGACCGCGAGACCAACAUACCAGUGGAGGAUGAGUCAGAAUUCAUUGUCAAGGUCCAAGACAUCAAUGACAAUGAACCCAAGUUCCUGGAUGGCCCCUACACAGCAGGAGUACCUGAAAUGUCUCCCAUCGGCAUAGUGAGGACAGCCUUACCUGACAUGGACCGGGAGACCCGAGACCAGUAUGUAUUAGUCAUCCAGGCCAAAGACAUGGUGGGGCAGAUGGGUGGCCUCUCUGGUACCACUUCUGUCACUGUCACGCUCACCGAUGUCAACGACAACCCGCCACGCUUCUCUCGAAAAUCCUAUCAGUACACUGUACUGGAGUCUCUGCCCCUCGCUUCAGUGGUGGCCAGGCUGAAAGCCACUGACGCAGACAUUGGCUCCAAUGCUGAGAUGGACUACAGGAUUGUGGAUGGGGAUGGCCCAGGCAUGUUCAAGAUUACCACUGAUGAGGAAACACAAGAGGGGGUCAUCGUUCUGCAGAAGCCUCUAGACUUUGAAACAAAGAGCAACUUCUCUCUAAGGAUUGAGGCCACCAACAGAAAUAUUGACCCCCAGUUCCUGAGCCUCGGCCCGUUCAGUGACAUCACUGCAGUGAGAUUGAUGGUGGAGGACGUGAAUGAGCCGCCUGUCUUUUCCACACCCCUCAGUAAGAUGGUGGUCUCUGAGGCGGCCAAGGUGGGCACCAUCAUCGGAUCAGUUUCUGCCCACGAUCCAGACUCCUCCAACAGCGCCAUCAGGUACUCCAUUGACCGGAAUACCGACCUGGAGCGUUUCUUCAAUGUGGAUGCUCAAUCGGGAGUAAUCAGCACAGCCAAACCGCUGGACCGUGAGGUGAACUCAGUCCACAACAUCACCAUCUUCGCCAUGGAGAGCCAGGAUCCGUCGCAGGUGGGACGGGGUGUGGCCCUCAUCACGGUGAUGGAUAUCAAUGACAAUGCUCCAGUGUUCGCCAUUGACUAUGAAACCCUCCUGUGUGAAAACACUGCACCUGGACAGGUCAUCCAGACCAUCAGCGCCGUGGACAAAGAUGAACCACCAAGUGGCCAUCGCUUCUACUUCUCUCUCGCUGCGCCUGCCGUUGGAAACCACAAUUUCACCCUCCGAGACAACAAAGAUAACACGGCGUCUGUGCUCACAAAGCGAGGGGGUUUCCGGAGGAGGGAACAGGCUCUGUACCGACUGCCCGUUCUCAUCGUUGACAGCGGAACCCCGGCUCUUAGCAGCACGAACACGCUGUCGGUGCGCGUGUGUGACUGUGACGGAGAUGGCGUGCCCCAGGCGUGCGGCGCGGUGGCCUAUUCUCUCCCAGCGGGCCUCAGCACCGGAGCGCUGCUUGCCAUCCUGGGCUGCAUCCUUACACUGCUGGUGCUGGUUUUACUGAUUGUUACCAUGCGGCGCAGGAAAAAAGAGCCCUUGAUUCUGGAAGACGAGAGGGACGUUCGUGAGAACAUUGUCCGCUACGACGACGAGGGUGGAGGUGAAGAGGACACGGAGGCCUUUGACAUGGUCACCCUUCGUAACCUCAACGUCAUCCGAGACCCCAAAGUUCGACGAGACGUCACCCCCGAGACCCCCGCCUAUUUCCCUUAUCCUCCGGCUUCGAGCGUCUCCCGUCAGGCUUACAAGAGCCUUCCAGACAACGUGCUGUUUCGGGAGUUUAUCUGGGACAGGUUGAAGGAUGCCGACAUGGACCCUACAGCCCCGCCUUACGACUCCCUGCAGACAUAUGCCUUUGAGGGCAGUGGCUCAGUGGCAGAGUCCCUGAGCUCUCUGGAGUCACUCAGCACAGACUCGGAGCAGAACUAUGACUACCUCAGCAACUGGGGGCCGCGCUUCAAAAAGCUGGCCGACCUGUACGGAAAUAUGGAAGGGAGCGGAGUCUUCUCAUAG